Molecule: messenger RNA, 3686 nt
Organism: Indicator indicator
Lineage: Eukaryota; Metazoa; Chordata; Aves; Piciformes; Indicatoridae
Gene: ZFX
Product: zinc finger protein X-linked
Exons: 8
Coding region: 68-2452 (794 amino acids)
Biological process (GO): regulation of DNA-templated transcription
Cellular component (GO): nucleus
Molecular function (GO): metal ion binding; RNA polymerase II cis-regulatory region sequence-specific DNA binding; DNA-binding transcription factor activity, RNA polymerase II-specific
Source: RefSeq, a predicted model, not a curated record
GCCGCGCCGAGGCGAGCGCCGCCGCCCGCCACCAGCACGACGCUGUGACUGAUGAGAGUUAAAGGCCAUGGAUGAAGAUGGGCUUGAAUUGCAGCCACAUGAGCCAAAUGCAUUUUUUGAUCCAACAGGAGCUGAUGCAGCACAUAUGGAUGGAGAUCAGAUUGUUGUGGAAGUACAGGAAACAGUAUUUGUUUCAGAUGUAGUCGACUCAGAUAUAACUGUGCAUAAUUUUGUUCCUGAUGAUCCAGAUUCUGUAGUAAUCCAAGAUGUCAUUGAGGAUGUUGUUAUCGAGGAUGUUCAGUGCCCAGAUAUCAUGGAGGAGCCAGACGUAUCUGAAACUGUCAUUAUUCCUGAACAAGUGCUGGACACAGACGUAGCUGAAGAGGUUUCUUUGGCUCAUUGCACUGUCCCAGAUGAUGUUUUAGCUUCUGACAUAACAGCAGAAGCAAUGUCUAUACCAGAACAUGUACUGACGAGUGAGUCAAUGCAUGUACCUGAAGUUGGACAUGUAGAACAUGUAGUUCAUGAUAAUGUUGAAGAAGCAGAUAUUGUCACUGAUACUCUGGGAACAGAUGUUGUUUCUGAGGAAGUCUUGGUGGCAGACUGUGCAUCAGAAGCAGUGAUCGAUGCCAAUGGAAUCCCUGUGGAACAUCAAGAUGAGAAGGGCAACUGUGAAGACUACCUGAUGAUUUCCCUGGAUGAUGCUGGUAAGAUAGAACAUGAAGGUUCUGCUGAAAUGACCAUGGAAGCAGAGUCAGAAAGUGGCUCUUGUAAAGUGGAUGGCAUUUGUCCAGAAGUCAUCAAGGUCUAUAUAUUCAAAGCAGAUCCUGGAGAAGAUGAUUUAGGGGGCACAGUAGACAUUGUGGAGAGCGAGCCAGAGAACGACCAUGCAGUUGGAUUGCUCGAUCAAAACAGCAGUAUUCGUAUUCCAAGGGAGAAAAUGGUUUACAUGACUGUAAAUGAUUCUCAGCACGAAGACGAAGACUUAAAUGUUGCAGAAAUAGCUGAUGAGGUUUAUAUGGAAGUGAUUGUAGGAGAGGAGGAUGCAGCAGUAGCCCAUGAACAGCAAAUUGAUGACAACGAAAUUAAAACUUUCAUGCCUAUAGCUUGGGCAGCAGCUUAUGGUAACAAUAAUGAUGGCAUUGAAAGUCGGAACGGCACCGCAAGUGCUCUUUUGCACAUAGAUGAGUCAGCUGGACUUGGGAGACUGGCUAAGCAAAAACCAAAGAAAAAAAGGAGACCUGAGUCUAGGCAGUAUCAAACAGCAAUAAUCAUCGGCCCUGAUGGUCAUCCUUUGACAGUCUACCCCUGCAUGAUUUGUGGAAAGAAAUUCAAGUCUAGAGGUUUCUUGAAAAGGCACAUGAAAAACCACCCAGAGCACCUUCUUACCAAGAAGAAAUACAGAUGUACAGACUGUGAUUACACUACGAAUAAAAAAAUCAGUUUACACAACCACUUGGAGAGUCAUAAGCUGACCAACAAAACAGAAAAGCUUAUCGAGUGCGACGAGUGCGGGAAAAGCUUCUCUCACGCAGGGACUUUAUUUACUCACAAGAUGGUGCACAGGGACAAAGGAGUUAACAAAAUGCACAAGUGCAAAUUCUGCGAUUACGAGACAGCAGAACAAGGAUUGCUGAGUCAUCACCUCUUAGCCGUCCACAGCAAGAACUUUCCUCACAUUUGCGUGGAGUGCGGCAAAGGCUUCCGCCAUCCGUCGGAGCUGAAGAAGCACAUGAGGAUCCACACCGGCGAGAAGCCCUACCAGUGCCAGUACUGCGAGUACCGCUCCGCCGACUCUUCCAACUUGAAAACCCACGUAAAGACUAAACACAGUAAGGAGACCCCUUUAAAGUGUGACAUUUGUUUCCAGACUUUUUCAGAUACCAAAGAGCUGCAGCAGCAUACGCUCAUGCAUCAAGAAAGCAAAACGCAUCAGUGUUUGCAUUGUGACCACAAGAGCUCGAACUCGAGUGACCUGAAACGACACAUCAUUUCGGUCCACACAAAAGACUAUCCUCACAAGUGUGACAUGUGUGACAAAGGCUUUCACCGGCCCUCCGAACUGAAAAAACACGUGGCGGCUCACAAGGGGAAAAAAUUGCACCAGUGCAGACAUUGUGACUUUAAGAUCGCUGAUCCCUUCAUUCUGAGCCGCCACAUACUCUCCGUUCACACAAAGGAUCUUCCCUUCAGGUGCAAGAGAUGUAGAAAGGGCUUUAGGCAGCAGAACGAGCUGAAAAAACACAUGAAAACACAUAGUGGCAGGAAAGUUUAUCAGUGUGAGUACUGUGAGUAUAGCACUACAGAUGCCUCGGGCUUCAAACGGCACGUCAUUUCCAUUCACACAAAAGACUACCCUCACCGGUGUGAGUACUGCAAGAAAGGGUUCCGAAGGCCUUCAGAGAAGAACCAGCACAUUAUGCGGCAUCACAAAGAUGUUGGGCUGCCUUAAAGUCUCUUUCACAAACAAGGCUUAACAGGCUGGAAUUUAGAAAGGAAUUUUGCCUUUCAGGCAGUUAGCUUAUUUUAAAGCCAAUCACCCAGGAUCACACAUACAAACAAACAAAAAACCAAACAAAAAAGGCAAAACAACAACCAACAAAACAAACCACCCAACAGACAUACUGUGCAUUUGAUUCGUUGCUGUAUAAAAAAUAGGAUUAUCUGCUUCUAGAUGACUUUUAUACCUUUUGUUCCAUAGCGUGUUCUGAAUUCUAUUCAGUUUGUUUAAUAAAUGAAGAAAGAAAAAAAAAAGAUGGCAACAAUAAAAGUUGCAUUUAAUAAAAGUAAACCCUGUCUCUUACUGAAUUUUUCAACCCUUAAUAGUUUAUUUAAAGUAAUAUUUAUCUUAACUGACCUCGUUGAUAACUCACGGUGUCCAUGUUAAUGCAGUUUUGUUGUGAAUUUAAACAAACAAAACCUAUGAAAUUUCUCUUGGUAAAAUUGUCAGAGGUGUGUAUAAAAAAAGGGGAGUUGUGAUGUUAAAGAAGUUGCUAGGGCCCACCUGGUUGUCUCGUUUUGACUCUACAGACUUUGUGGCAGGUUAACUAUUUUCCACGCAAGGAGUUGCUCUUCUUUAUUGCAGAAAAUCCUGUGUUGUUAAUUCAGGUUUCAGAACAACAACAAAAAAAACCCAAAAAGCUGGUUUGGGGCAUUUGUUAACUUUCUUUGCCUGGUUCAAAUGUAUGCUCAAAAUAUCACAUUUAUUGUUCUGUGCUUCUUCUUUGUCUUUGAAAAGGUUUUGUGUGUUACAAAUGAAUUGGGGGUUUCUUUGUGUUUUUUUUUCCCUGGUUUACUACUGUCUUAAUGUAGGAAACAUGAAAUGCUCUUGUUCCAUUUGCAGAGUUACUAGAUGACAGCUGUCCGUACGUGCUGGUAAACGUACCUCAGGCUUAAUGCUCUUGUGUGUGUGUGUCUGUGUUAGUAUUUCUUUAACAAACAAACAGUUUGUGGUUCAAGUCACAACUUUUAUGUGAGUUGCUUCAGAAUAAAAUUUUAAAGACCAAGAGGUGCCUCGAUUUUGGAAGUGAGAUAUAUUUUCCAGUGAGAGCUUCAGAGGGGGGAUGGAGUGGAGCAGAAGUGUUGAUAGAGAAGUGUUUUAAUGUAGAAAAGUUUAGUUUGAAAGUUAACAAAGGUAACAGAACUCUUUCUAAAUUGACUGUUUUUUAUUCCCCUGAGCCAUUAGC